This is a messenger RNA of Metarhizium album ARSEF 1941, 354 nucleotides long. RefSeq lists its product as uncharacterized. The record is from RefSeq and is a predicted model, not a curated record. Bases 1 to 354 code for a protein of 117 amino acids. NCBI's taxonomy places the organism in Eukaryota, Fungi, Ascomycota, Sordariomycetes, Hypocreales, Clavicipitaceae. The transcript has a single exon.
AUGAAGUCACCACGGGCAUCCCGAACUUUUGUCUCUACUCUUGUCGUCUCGGAUCCAAGAUAUGAUGUCCGCAACCUGGGCGGGUUUCUGUACCAUGUUCUCCAGAGAUUGGGAGAUUGGGUCGCAACAAGGCUCUCCAUCGGUGUGCCAGAGCCCUCGCGCGAGCAAUGGCGAGUGCUCGACGCGGAAAGGUUACUUACUGUGCAAGCUCUUGCCGACUACGGCGGCGGCAUGAAAGCGUUUCGAGCAACCCUCACGGAGCCCGAGGCGGCCAAGGCAGCUGAGACGCUCGUCGCUACGUACCAGCUGUGUCUGCAUGUGCCAGGCGUGUCUCCUCGGCGCGGAUGGUCAUGA